Messenger RNA from Populus trichocarpa (black cottonwood), 2142 nucleotides. RefSeq names its product heterogeneous nuclear ribonucleoprotein Q. NCBI's taxonomy places the organism in Eukaryota, Viridiplantae, Streptophyta, Magnoliopsida, Malpighiales, Salicaceae. The coding region runs from base 319 to 1764 and encodes 481 amino acids. The record is from RefSeq and is a predicted model, not a curated record. The transcript has 10 exons. Gene Ontology annotation, molecular function: mRNA binding. Gene Ontology annotation, cellular component: nucleus.
CAUUAAAUUAGGGCACAGCGCGCAUCUUCUUCUUUAGAUUUCAAGGCCAGCGAAAACAAAGUACCGAAAGAACUCAACGGUUAGAGCUGAAAGGAAAAACAAAAAAAAUAAAGUUAGGGUUUUUGUUAAGGAAAAAAAUCAUUCAAAGCUCCCUCUUCUUCUUCCUCCGUGGUUAUUUAGCUCGAGUUUGCGUGCUCCUAAUACGAUAGUUGAACGAUUAAACUGGCUGUUGUUUUUUUGGGCCAGUAUCAGUAUCAAAAUUUCAAGAAAUUCAUUGCUUCGUUUUGCCUUGCAAGCUUCUUUUGUUAGAUACAUAAGAUGCCGAGAUCAAGGGCAAGUGGUGCAUCUGCUGAUGAACCAGAUGUGCCUGAAAAGUCUGCCGAGCAUGAAGAGCAGGUUGACCUUGAUGGUGACAAUGAAGGCGAGGAGACAAUGGAAGAAGAAGUCGAGUAUGAAGAAGUAGAGGAAGAGGAGGAAGUGGAAGAGAUAGAGGAAGAGGUGGAAGAGGAGGUAGAGGAGGAAGAAAAUGAAGAGGCUUCUGAUGAAGCAGAUUCGCCAAAGGGCUCAGAUGGUGAUGAGGAGGAAGAUGAGCAUAGAAAACAUUCUGAGCUUCUUGCACUUCCUCCUCAUGGGUCAGAGGUGUAUCUCGGUGGCAUCCCCCCUGAUGCUUCUGAAGAGGAUUUGAAAGAAUUUUGUGAAUCUAUAGGAGAAGUAACGGAGAUAAGGAUAAUGAAGGGAAAAGACUCAAGCGAGUCAAAAGGUUAUGCUUUUGUGACUUUCAGAACAAAGGAGUUGGCUUCGAAGGCCAUUGAAGAGCUGAACAAUACUGAAUUUAAGGGUAAAAAGGUUAAGUGUUCGACAUCUCAAGCAAAUCAUAGAUUGUUUAUUGGAAAUGUUCCAAGAAACUGGGGAGAAGAAGAUAUGAAGAAGGCUGUAAAAAAGACUGGGCCAGGAGUUAAUUCAGUGGAAUUGCUGAAGGAUCCACAGAACCCAAGCCGUAAUCGUGGAUUUGCUUUCAUCGAGUAUUAUAAUCAUGCAUGUGCAGAAUACUCAAGAAAAAUGAUGUCAAGCCCAGAAUUCAAGCUAGAUGAUAAUGCUCCAACUGUGAGCUGGGCGGAUCCCAAAAAUGCAGGAUCUUCUGCUGCUUCUCAGGUCAAGGCAGUGUAUGUCAAGAACUUACCAGAAGAUAUUAAUCAGGAUCGUCUAAGGCAGCUGUUUGAGCAUCAUGGAAAAGUCACAAAAGUAGUUCUGCCACCUGCAAAACCAGGACAUGAAAAGAGCAGAUUUGGUUUUGUGCAUUUUGCAGAGAGGUCAAGUGCCAUGAAGGCAUUAAAGAACACUGAGAAAUAUAAAAUUGAUGGUCAAGUUUUGGAUUGUUCCCUUGCAAAGCCUCAAGCAGAUCUGAAGUCUUCUGGAGGGCCAAAUUCACAGAAGUCAUCCCCACAUUCAAGCUUCCCACCUCGUGUUGGUUACAGUUUAGUUGGGAGUUCAUAUGGUGCUCUUGGUGCAGGAUUUGGUGCUGCUGGCUUUGCACAGACCAUGCAGCCAGUCAUCUAUGGUAGGGGACCGACUCCUGCUGGCAUGUCAAUGAUGCCAAUGCUUUUGCCUGAUGGAAGGAUUGGAUAUGUCCUCCAACAGCCUGGAAUGCAAAUGCACAGCCCUCCACCACAGCCCUGGGGUGGCAGGGGUAGUGGUGCUGGUAGCUCAAGUGGUGGGAGACGUAAUGAUGGCGGCCGUGGACGCAGCCGAUAUAACCCAUACUAAUUUUAGCAGUGGAAAUGCGAAGGGGAAAAGGAAAUUUUUACUGUUUGACAUUGAUUACUUGGAUGAUGAGAAAAGCUUUGUAACAUCUCAAACAAGCAAGAAAAUUAACUUCGUUUAGUGGAAAUGGGCCUAUAUUUUCGAAAACUCCAUUUACUAGCUCUUUUUUAUUUUUUUUUAUUUUUUUUAUAAAGGGUGGACAAUCAGAUUUUUGAGCAUGUUGGUUCAUUGUUUGUUUUUGCUUCAGGUCACAGGGUAGUCCUGAGUAGUGUAGGUUGCUUUAUGUAUACUGACAGCUUAUUUAAGUCUACGUACACUGAAAACAGCUUGUAGUACAUCAUGAAUUUUUGGAUGAAGCAACGUCAUCUCGUUAACCUUGCA